Molecule: messenger RNA, 186 nt
Organism: Loa loa (African eye worm)
Lineage: Eukaryota; Metazoa; Nematoda; Chromadorea; Rhabditida; Onchocercidae
Exons: 2
Coding region: 1-186 (61 amino acids)
Source: RefSeq, a predicted model, not a curated record
AUGGGAACCAUGAAGGAUAUACUGAUGUUAUUGAUCGUCCUACUGGUAAUCGCAGGUGUAGAAUCGUUUGGUUGGGGAUAUUCUUAUUAUGGUGCACAAUCAUUGGAUUACGGGGGGUUCGGAUCUUUCAAUCCGGGAUCGGCGGGAUCAUCGAUCGCUGGUGCUGUAUUGGGCAAGAAGAAAUGA